This is a messenger RNA of Closterium sp. NIES-65, 3585 nucleotides long. The record is from the annotation of a GenBank genome assembly. Lineage: Eukaryota; Viridiplantae; Streptophyta; Zygnematophyceae; Desmidiales; Closteriaceae.
AUGCCACGAUCAUUGAGACGUUGUGCAGUGUCCGUGAGGCGCCGAGCGAAGGAAGCAGCGUUGAGGGAGGAGUGCAGUGUGAUGUCUUGGAAGGUGCGAAAGAGGGAGAGGAGGGAACGUAAGUCCUGGCGAUCAUAUUGGGAGGAGAGAGACUUCCAGAGGGAGGGGGAGGAUGGGGGGCGAAGGUCACGCUUGAGAGAGGAGGGAACGCAUGAGAAGAUGAUAGUUAGUGCACGGCGGUCAGCAAUGCGCCAUGCAGCUGUAUCGGAGUGGAUAGGGGCUUGGGGGGCAGGUUCGGUCGGGAGUGGUGGGGCGUCGGGGGGGGAGGAGCCUGGGAGUGGGGGCGGAGUGGGGGGGAGGCCAUUAGAGUCGGCGGGAGGUGCGCUGAGCGGCGCGAGGGGCACGGCUGAGCCGGCGGGAGGUGCGCUAAGUGGCGCAAGGGGCACGGCAGAGCCUGCGGGAGGUGCGCUGAGAGGCGCGAGGGGCACGGCUGAGCCGGCGGGAGGUGCGCUAAGUGGCGCAAGGGGCACGGCAGAGCCUGCGGGAGGUGCGCUGAGUGGCGCAAGGGGCACGGCAGAGCCGGCGGGAGGGCUCAGCGCGCUUGUGGUGGCCUUAGACCUGCUCAUCCGCGCCAAGGGCCCUCUGGGAAUCACAAAGGGCGUGAAGCGCGUCAUGCUGCUGACAGGUGGCGGCACGCCAUUGGAGGAGGCCAGCGAAGCCUCCAAUGAGGAGCAGGUGUGUGGAAAAGGGGGACAGAUAGAUGCAGGGGGUUUUGGCGGGGGGGGCUUCCCCACUUUCUCCUCUUUGUGUAACCUCGCCCCUCCCUCCCACCCAAACUGCCACCCUCCAGGCGGCAACGAUGGCUGGGAAGAUGCACGAAUAUGGCAUCGCUCUGCACGCUGUGCUGCUGAGACCACCACCUCCCCACCCCCCAACAUUCUCCUUCUCCAUCCCCAUCAUCCCCUCCCAUCAUCCCCCCCCCAUCACCCUCUUGUCUCUUGUCUCUCCCAGGCGGCAACGGUGGCUGGGAAGAUGCACGAAUAUGGCAUCGCUCUGCACGCUGUGCUGCUGAGCGGGAGGGUGGAAGGCGAGGAGGCAGAGGCAGGAGGAGCAGACGACGAUGGGGACCCAGGAGGAGAAAGGGCUGAGGCCAGGGAUGUUGCUUACGAGAACGAGAAGCUGCUGAGAAGGUUCUUUGAUGCGGGGGCUUGCAGGGUCCACGGGGGUCGAAGGGAAGAGCAGGAGAAAUUGAAGGAGGCAGAUGAUGGGGGAAGGUGCGGGAAACGGUGCAAACGGGAAGAGAAUGGGACAGGUGAUGCAAGGGCGGAGGGAGGAGGUGGGGCGGAUGAGGAGGAGGAGGAGGAGAAGGAGGAGGAAAAAGGCGUUGGGAGCGGUGGUGUGGUGUGUGGAGGGGAGCUGCGAGUGGUGGCGUCGCUGGCAGCAGCGGGCAUGCUGUACCGGGUGAAGCCGCGAGUGCUGCCCACCACAUCGUACCGAGGCGACUUGCUGGUGGCCCCUGGAUGCACCAUCAAGGUCUGGUCCUACAAGAAAACCUUCCCUCAGCGCCUCCCUCCCCUCAAGCUCCUCUCCCGCCUCGCCCCUCCCUCCGAUCCCUCCGCCACUGGAGAUGUGAAGAUGGAGAGAGAGUACCGAGUGGUGGAGAGCGGUGCAGAUGGGCACGGGGAGGGCGGAGGGGACGGGGGAGAUGGAGGAGGGGAAGGGGAGGAAGGGGGUGGGGCGGAGGGAGGAGGGGGAGCGGGGGAAGAGCUUGAGACAGUGGGGUUGGAUGAGCUUGUGAGGGCGUACAAGUAUGGGCCCCAGGUCAUCCCAGUGAGUGAGUAUGACCGCAUGGCAAACCGGCACUACUUUAUAAAGGACACGGCCAUUCUCCUCCCAGAGCCCAGCAACACCAAGGCCGCUCUCGCCCUCUCAGCCCUUGCACAGGCCAUGGAAUCUUCCGAAAAGGUGGCCAUCGUGCGGUUCAAGCUCACCAACCGAGCGGACUCGGGUGUUGCACUCGGUGUCCUGACGCCGUGGUGUAGAGGGAAGAGGGGAUUUACAGAGGAGGAAGAUGAAUCUGUGCCCGAUCUACUGCUCUUCAACACCAUCCCCUUCAGUGAAGACAUCCGGGAGUUUUUCUUCCCCUCCCUAGAAGCCACACCAGACGUGUUCCCAUCACCAUGCCCCCCGGAUCUACUGCUAUUCAACACCAUCCCCUUCAGCGAGGACAUCCGGGUGUCCCUUACGUUGUGUGUCACCUCCUCCCCCCCGCAACAUCUAACCUCAUCCCUCCCCCCUCUCUCCCGCCCUGUGUUCAUGUCACAUGACCAGCCCGACCUGCUGCUAUUCAACGCCAUCCCCUUCAGUGAGGACAUCCGGGAGUUCUCCUUCCCGUCGCUAGAAGCCGCGCCGCCCAAUCAGCAGCCGACAGCUGUCCAGAGCAGCGCAGCAGCAGCGCUGGUCCAGGCGAUGUCUCUAGUGCGGUGCAGUGAGGUGGGGGAGGAUGACGAGGAGUACAAUAAGGAGGAGGGGGUGGGGGAGGAUGAGAAGCUGAGACCAGACGACACACCCAGCCCGGCACUGCAGCACAGCACUAAUACGAUUUCAUUCAUUCCUGCAUUCCAAAUUCCCCAAUCCGUUUCCCCUCCCCGUCUUGCUGUUCACCCCUCCCACCCUCCCUCUCUCCCUCUCAUUCUCCCACCCUCCCACUCUCCCUCUCAUUCUCCCACCCUCCCACUCUCCCUCUCAUUCUCCCACCCUCCCACUCUCCCUCUCAUUCUCCCACCCUCCCUCUCUCAUUCUCCCACCCUCCCUCUCUCAUUCUCCCACCCUCUCCUUCCCCCCAAUCAUAGCACUUCCACGAUUCCAUUCAUGCUCCACUACUAUGAUUUCAUCUGUGCCGUGCCGUGCUCGGGUCCUCCACUCCAAGGCCCACAUAUCGCCUCUCCCUGCCUCUCUAGCUGUUUUGCCCUCCCACCCUCCCACACUACUACGAUUUCAUCCGAGCUCGAGUCCUGCACCCCAAGGCCUGCAUACCCCCUCUAUCUGCCUCUCGUGCUGUUCACCCCUGCCCACCCCUCCCACUCCCAAUCUUCCCCUCCCCCAUCGCAGCACUACUACGAUUUCAUCCGAGCUAGAGUCCUCCGCCCCAAGGCCCCCAUUCUGUUUUCCUUCCCUCUCUUGCUGUUCACCGCUCCCACCCUCCCACUCUCUGAAUAUCAUUCUCCCACCCUCCAAUCUCUCCCCCCCUCCUCAUUGCAGCACUACUACGAUUUCAUCCGAGCUCGAGUUCUCCGCCCCAAGGCCCCCAUACCGCCUCUCCCUGCUGCCCUCACUGCUCCCCUCUCCCACCCGCUCUCUGCCGACCAUCCUGCCGCCCGGUCCUUUGCUGCUGCCUUCCCUGCCCUUGGGGAUCACACUGCGCCUCUAUCUCAACAGCCUCUGCAGCUGUCCCAGGCAGAGCCUUCCCCAGACGAGCCUGCACCAGCUGCAGCUGCCCCAAGCAGACCGGAUUCUCCUGUCGCCAGGGACCAAAGCAGGGAGACGAGCGCCGGGCCUUCAGGUGUAACCAGUGCGGGGCACUGA